Phlebotomus papatasi is the source of this 773-nucleotide messenger RNA. It is a transcript of the gene Cpr49Af, whose product is annotated as endocuticle structural glycoprotein SgAbd-3. The record is from RefSeq and is a predicted model, not a curated record. NCBI's taxonomy places the organism in Eukaryota, Metazoa, Arthropoda, Insecta, Diptera, Psychodidae. The transcript is spliced from 2 exons. Bases 314 to 700 code for a protein of 128 amino acids. Gene Ontology annotation, cellular component: chitin-based extracellular matrix. Gene Ontology annotation, molecular function: structural constituent of chitin-based larval cuticle.
UCAACAUAGUCCACAAGAGGUGGUAUCCAAUCAGCUGUAAUGCAGUUCACGAUCAUGAAGAUAUUCUUGGGCGAUGAUGAUCUCGCCUUGAUUGCCGAAAAUAUGUGGCGGUGCUUGGUGGGAGUGGACCAUUCCUCGCAAAACAACAAUAAAAAAAACUCGCCAAGACUUUUGCAUGUUCUAUGAAUGGUUUUUCUCACCUGAGAAUCAUCUUGCUCCAUCAGAUAUAAAAGCCACCACCGAAGUUGGGUCGGGCAUCAGUAGCAUUUUGUGUUCAAUCUCAUACGGAUAAAGCCAUAUUGCACAAUUCAGAAUGAAGACAGCUUUUGUGGUACUGUCACUCUUGGCCUGUGUUCUUGCAGCAGAAAUCAGGGAAGAAGUGCCUAUUCUCAGACAGGAGAACGUUGUGGAACACGAUGGAAAAUUUCACUAUGCUUUUGAACUAGGGGAUGGAACCAAAGCCGAGCAGGAUGGUGAGCUGAAGCAAGUGGAUGCUGAGAACGCUGGUGAGAGCGUUAAGGGUUCCUACAGCUUUACUGGUGACGAUGGCAAUACCUACAGCGUUAGCUAUGUUGCUGAUGAAAAUGGAUAUGUCCCAGUGGGUGACCAUCUUCCAGUCGCACCUCCAAUUCCUGAGGCCAUCCAGAAAGCUCUGGCUUACCUUGCUACAGCACCACCUCCAACAGACACAAAGGCGUAAUUUAAACAAGAUGUACCAUACAAAUACUCAGAUGCUGUGAAUUACUUAAUGAAUAAGAAUGUUUGCUCCAAAA